AUGCUAUCGGGAGACAUGGGGCUUGAAAACUUCUUGCUUCCAGAUUUCGUUACCGAUCUCUUGCAGGGUAAAAUGUACGAUUUAGCGUAUCACAAGCUUCCGGAGAAAUCCCACGCAUUAACGUUAAUCCAUAAGGUCAAUAACACUUACUCCGGAGAAUUCUAUCUUUUGGAUAUGGAAACAAUCAUUCCCAUUGUUGAUGACGUUUACGAGAAGUUUGACAGACGCAAUGCAUUUUCCGACGUCGUUCGUAAAACCAACCACGGCCAUUUAUGCUAUCUUUUCAGUACAUUUGCCUUUGGCGAACAGCUAUUGAACUCGCACAUGGUACUUAAUCUGAAGGUCAAAAUACCCGGGAUAGAGUAUUUUCUAUUGGCACUGCAAUUGGCUCAUCUCAACCGUGAAGAGAUUGACUUGUGCUUCAUACAGACGGCAUUGAUUCUCGGUCUCUAUUCCGUCAACUUGAACCGCUAUAACACAGUUUAUAACUUUUUUGGGGUGGCUGUCAGAUCCACACUUGCCAAGGGACUUCAUCGGAAGUCGGAAAUGAAGCUUACGGGCACUCCGGAGGAGAUCUUCGUCAAAAGAAAACUACUUGAGAAGAUGAAAAGAGUCUUUUGGAGUGUGUAUGUCAUCGACACAACUUGGUCAACCCACAGAAUGAGUUUGCCUGUUCACAUUAAUUAUGUUGACACUGAUGCAGACCUUCCAUUGGACGAUCCACUUGAUUUGCAGGAUAACUUUGACGUCAACUUUCUUGAGCUCAAUGUUCAUUUGUCCAAGUACAUUGCAAAGUCCAUGAAACUAAUCCAUGGCGCCAACAUGCGUACGCUAUCCGUUAGUUACGUCAACACCGCUCAAUUCAAUCAGAAACAACAAGCUAAGAAUUGUUUGAGUUGUCUUAGGGAGCUUGUCACCUGCUUUGAAGAGCCCUAUCUAACUGAAUUCGACAGAGUACGCCUCUUCACUGGGGAAAGAAGAAGCUUAACCAACUUGUUUCUCCGGUUCCAUCAACUAGUGAUCAUUAUUACUAGGCCUUUGCUCUUUUUGGUGUUUAUCCGAGAUGCUCCAAGACUUGAAAACCCUUCGGAGAUACUGCAGGCUAUCGUCAAGGGCAUUCAUGUGGCCCAUACGCAGAUCGAUAUCAUCUUAUCGUUCUAUGCCAAUCAGCAACUCUUUGUAUUGGGAUUUUGGGACUCUCAACACUUGUUCUCGGCUAUUAUGGUGGCUAUAAUAGGUGCUAUUAUCGGCAAAGGGUUUGACCGGAUCCCCCAUGGUGUGGCACUUUUGAAAUAUAUGGCUGACCAUAAUAACAUUAAUGCCUUGAAUUGUAUGAAGAAAUUGGCCCAUGUCAAUGAGUUUCUAUUGCAAACUCCGGAGAUAGGAUUCACUCUUAACUUGCGACAAUCCAUUGAGAACAUUGACCUUAUACCUUCUGAGUUUGGAAUCAAUUCCUCCUCAUCUGGUCUGGACUUGGUUAACCCUCCACCUUUGGCAGCCUUCAUCAAAUCAAACAUCAACCCCACCGUCACAUGGAGACCUUUUGAAGAUCCUGUUUCUUCCACUCCGUCUUCCUACUCCUCCCGAGAAGACUGGAACGAAGGCAUAAGCAACUAUAGCUCCCACUCCAAGAAUAUCUUGUUCAACAUGAUCAACAGUAUUCAAAGCUGGGACGUCUAUGCCGACAAGAACGAAUAA
This is a messenger RNA of Lizanozyma spartinae, 1698 nucleotides long. RefSeq names its product fungal specific transcription factor domain-containing protein. Gene Ontology annotation, biological process: DNA-templated transcription; positive regulation of transcription by RNA polymerase II. The record is from RefSeq and is a predicted model, not a curated record. Lineage: Eukaryota; Fungi; Ascomycota; Pichiomycetes; Serinales; Debaryomycetaceae. Gene Ontology annotation, cellular component: nucleus. Bases 1 to 1698 code for a protein of 565 amino acids. Gene Ontology annotation, molecular function: zinc ion binding; sequence-specific DNA binding. The transcript has a single exon.